Messenger RNA from Bactrocera tryoni, 408 nucleotides. RefSeq names its product histidine-rich glycoprotein. The coding region runs from base 1 to 408 and encodes 135 amino acids. The record is from RefSeq and is a predicted model, not a curated record. The transcript is spliced from 2 exons. NCBI's taxonomy places the organism in Eukaryota, Metazoa, Arthropoda, Insecta, Diptera, Tephritidae.
AUGCUGAAAUUUAUCUUACUUUGUUUUGCUUGUUUGCUAACCUUGGCAACAGCUUUAAAAAUACACGAUUUCGAACAUCACGAGUACGAGCACCAUAAGGAACCUGAGGAAUCGGAACACCAUCAUGAGGUGGAGCACAAACAUGCCACUUCACAUCAAAGUGUCAAAUUCCAUCAUUUCCACCCGGUACCGGUUUACAUCAAGGACAAACACUUGCUCAAGAAUCCCAUCGAAAUUGGCGGUACCAAGCAGAAAUUGAAGAUUUUACAUCCCGAAACUGAGCACAGCCACAAUCACGGUUUGGUCUUGGAAGAAGAGAGCGAGUCACAUAUCCAUGAGCAUGGACAUCACGAAAUCGAACAUCAUGCACCACAUCUGGAGCACUACGAACACUAUCAUCACGAAUAA